AUUUGCUUGUUGGGAAGUUGGCCCCUCUUCAGUUAAUGCUGUUUUUUGUACAGAUAGAGCAGCCUAAAGCCUUGACUCCACCAUACCGUCAUCAAUGCCUUUCGCUUCUUCUUCUUCUCCUCCUCCUCUUUUCCCCGUCACAUUCUUCAUCUCUGAUAGAAACCCAUCUCUUAAAUCCAUUUUCACGGGUUCAAUCGCCACUAUUUUUGGCUCUAUUCUCUUUCCCUCCAAUGGGGUUUUCCCCUUUUCUUGUUCUAUUGAAUUUGCUGUUUCGAGCUUCUCUUUCAGCGUUGUCUUUGUCUGAUGGGUUUGUGAGAUCUUGUGCUGUCCUCCAUUAAUGGUGGGGCUGUGGGAUCUUCUAAUGUAUGAGAUGAACGAACUCCAUCGGAAAGAGCAAUGCAGCAUUUGAAUAUUUCGAUUCUUUUGAAGUUGGAGAUAAUUUUUCAUGUGGUGGUUGGAUGAAGUGUUUAGAAAUUGGUGGAAUUUAAAAACCCUUUUCUUCUUUCGCUUUCUUAAUGGUGAUUAGAAGAAAGCAGAGCAUUCUUGUCUGAAACUUGGAAUGAAGAAUAGGCCAACAAGCUUGUCAACCAAUCUAAAAAUCUAGACACCUCUGAUUUAACUCAUUUGAUUUGGACAUUAGUUCCAACAACUUGAUCUGUAUGCUGUAGAUUCUUUGAACAACCCCCAGAAAUAUAAGCUUCUUGAAGGAUUUCAUAUUCAAAAUCUUUAUCUUCUUCUCCUGGGGUUGUUUCUUUUCUUUUGUUUCUCUGGGGCUGAUUUUUCUUCAUAGAGUGAGAUGAUGAGUCCCUCACAUUCAAAUGGUUCAACUCAUAACUGCAAUGGAUUGGAAGAGAAGCUUGAUGAACUUAGAAGGCUUAUAGGUAAGUCUGAUGGUGAUCCACUGAGGAUUGUUGGUGUGGGAGCUGGAGCUUGGGGGAGUGUUUUUGCAGCUCUGCUUCAGGACAGCUAUGGCCAAUUUCGAGAGAAGGUUCAAAUCAGGAUAUGGAGAAGAGCAGGAAGAGUUGUGGAUAAAGCCACUGCAGAACACCUCUUUGAAGUGAUCAAUUCAAGGGAAGAUGUUCUGAGGAGGCUCAUUAGGCGAUGUGCUUAUCUAAAGUAUGUCGAAGCAAGGCUAGGCGACCGGGUGCUCUAUGCAGAUGAGAUUUUGAAAGAUGGAUUUUGUUUGAACAUGAUUGACACACCACUUUGUCCUUUGAAAGUGGUGACUAACUUGCAGGAGGCUGUUUGGGAUGCUGACAUUGUGGUCAAUGGCCUACCCUCCACUGAAACCAGGGAGAUUUUUGAAGAGAUAAGUAAAUAUUGGAAAGAGAGAAUCACAGUGCCUAUUAUUAUCUCUUUGGCAAAGGGUAUAGAAGCUGCUCUGCAGCCUGUUCCCCACAUAAUAACUCCUACUCUGAUGAUCAAUCGUGCAACUGGAGUGCCUAUAGAGAAUAUCUUGUAUCUUGGUGGACCAAAUAUUGCCUCCGAGAUUUAUAACAAGGAAUAUGCUAAUGCUCGAAUUUGCGGAGCUGAGAAGUGGAGGAAACCGCUUGCAAACUUUUUGAGGCAACCUCAAUUUAUUGUCUGGGAUAAUAGUGACCUUGUGACACAUGAAGUCAUGGGUGGUCUGAAAAACGUCUAUGCUAUUGGAGCAGGAAUGGUGGCAGCCCUUACCAAUGAGAGUGCUACCAGUAAAUCAGUAUAUUUUGCUCAUUGUACCUCAGAGAUGAUAUUCAUUACUUACUUGCUAGCAGAAGAACCCGAGAAGCUAGCUGGCCCUUUGCUCGCUGACACGUAUGUGACCUUGUUGAAAGGUCGUAAUGCCUGGUAUGGGCAAAUGUUGGCCAAGGGUGAACUUAACCUAGAUAUGGGUGAUAGCAUUAGUGGCAAAGGGAUGAUUCAGGGAGUAUCUGCUGUUAGUGCUUUCUAUGAAAUUCUGAGUCAGUCAAGCCUAAAUGUGUUACAUCCUGAAGACAACAAGCCUGUUGCUCCUGUGCAGCUUUGUCCCAUCUUAAAGACGCUAUAUAAAAUACUGAUUAAAAGGGAUGGAUCACCUCAAGCUAUACUUGAAGCAUUGCGAGAUGAGACCUUGAAUGACCCCCGAGACCGCAUCGAGUUAGCACAAAGCCAUGCUUUCUACAGGCCUUCACUUCUUGGUCAACCUUGAGUUGUAGAUUCCAUGGCAAAACUUAAAACUGAGUAAAGACAUCUGACUUCAUGGAAGUUCUUUCAACAUUUGACUUAAAAGAGAAGUGAGCUUUGAACUUUUGAACUGUUUGGUAAUGUAUAGUCUAUAGGUUUCUUUCUUAAUCCUAUAGACAACAGUUAUAUGUCAUAUGGAGAAAGUUGUAACAUCAUAAUGCAGAGUUUUUUUUUCACCCAUUUACUAAA
Benincasa hispida (wax gourd) is the source of this 2391-nucleotide messenger RNA. RefSeq names its product 6-phosphogluconate dehydrogenase family protein (gene GPDHC1). NCBI's taxonomy places the organism in Eukaryota, Viridiplantae, Streptophyta, Magnoliopsida, Cucurbitales, Cucurbitaceae. Gene Ontology annotation, biological process: glycerol-3-phosphate catabolic process; carbohydrate metabolic process. Gene Ontology annotation, cellular component: cytosol. Gene Ontology annotation, molecular function: NAD binding; glycerol-3-phosphate dehydrogenase [NAD(P)+] activity. The record is from RefSeq and is a predicted model, not a curated record.